Auanema sp. JU1783 is the source of this 924-nucleotide messenger RNA. The record is from the annotation of a GenBank genome assembly. NCBI's taxonomy places the organism in Eukaryota, Metazoa, Nematoda, Chromadorea, Rhabditida, Rhabditidae.
AUGUCUUCGAAUCAUUAUGACCCUGUUGUCAAAACAGGAGGUACCAUCAAUGAUUUUUUCUUGUCAUGUUACUUCGCCUGGAACAACUUCUGGAGCCUGUUAACCGGAAAAAGUCAUCUUGAACGUAUAUUGGAACAGCAGGGGACACACAGAGCUUCAUUGAUAAGUCAUGUUGAGUGGUUUUUACUGAAAGCAGGAUGUGUUAUGAUAGAAUCAUUGCCCCGAGCGGAUCCAGAAGAUAUUUUUGUCAGAUGUGCAGUGAGUGCUCAAGGAGAACACAGAAGUGCUCUAAAGUUCAGAUUGAGCCGAUACUUGAGUGAAAUGAAAACUUAUAAUAAGCUUCGAGAUAAUGUGGAAGAUCGAAGAAGGGAAGUGUUCAACCCCAAGAACGAUGAGCAUGUUGAUAAGUUGAAAAAACUGUGGGAACUGACACUACCUGACAGGAUAGACGAGUUCGCGUUGGUGUCUAAGGUUUGGCAAGAAAUCGGGUAUCAGGGUGUCGAUCCAUCCACUGACUUUAGGGGUAUGGGAAUGCUCUCUCUCGAUCAGCUAUUAUACUUAGGGGAGAACUAUCCUGAACAAUUGAAGGCUAUACAUCAGAUUUCACAUCAUCCAACAAUUGGUUUUCCUAUGGCUGUUGCAGGAAUCACAAUAACAUCCUUCUGUCAUCAUAUGCUUAGAAAAGGCGUGUUGCGUAAGCAUUUCUAUAACUUGAGCGCAUCUCAUCGCAUCGAUUUCAUUGCCUACAACAACGCGUACUGUCGGAUAUUCACCCUUUUCUGCGAGUAUUAUAAGCGUAGCAAUCCUAAAUCCAUCAUGUCCUUCAACGAAUAUCGCCUGAAGUUCGAGAAAGCAGUUCAUGAGUUUCUCGAUCUAGACGGUGCUGACUUGAGUCUGUUGACAGUGGAUACCUUGUGUACCUAG